Messenger RNA from Petromyzon marinus (sea lamprey), 2657 nucleotides. RefSeq names its product transmembrane protein 223 (gene TMEM223). The record is from RefSeq and is a predicted model, not a curated record. Gene Ontology annotation, biological process: nervous system development. NCBI's taxonomy places the organism in Eukaryota, Metazoa, Chordata, Hyperoartia, Petromyzontiformes, Petromyzontidae. Gene Ontology annotation, cellular component: mitochondrion.
UAACAUGUUUUGUUUUGCCCUGUGAUCUUUAUUGAAACUCAUUAGUUCUUCUGCCUUCAAAUAGCGUACCCUGUGGGGGCACUAAAGAUUCCAUUGCACAUCCUGCACAACUGAUUACCGACGUCAUCACAAGUGAAGACAUGACGUCAUCUUAAUUGGCAGCGACAUCACCUCAACUUGCUAGGUGACGUCAUUUAAAUCCGCCGGUUAAUGACGCCAUAGCGGAGGCCGCGCAGCAUUGUAGGUAAAGCAAGAUGGCAGCGCCCAGGAGGAGCGAGCGGAGCGCUUAACCUCAUCCCUGACAUCGGGACGCAGUUGCCUUUAUUUCAAUCCAAAAAAAGAAACCGAAUAAGACAGGCGGACCCCUUUCAAGUCGGCGAGCCUGGCAGCUAUACUUGCAGGAGAAACAUGCUCUUGCAAGCCGCUGCUUCUGCGUUCAUUUGCCCGAGCGGAGCCGCUUCGGGGUUGGGCCGGGCAUGGCGCCUCGGCCUCGCCUGCUGGGGCCGUCCGCUCCUCCACCAUCGGCUCCGCCCCUUCAAUUCGUGGACCCGCCCACUGCACCAGCGGGCCCGCCCAUUUCUGCAGUCACCCCGCCCCUUUCAUCAGAGGCCCCGCCCCGUCCAUCAGAAGCCCCGCCCCGACGUUGGUCCCACCUAUCGCGGGAAGAACUUGGAGGCGUCGCUGUGGAGGAGCGUGAACUUGAAUGUUCCGCGUGAUGUGAUGAUCUUCGAGCGCAGCGACGGCCGCUUGCCUCGGCUGCUGGCGCUGUUCGCAUGUAGCCAGGCGGUCUUCUGGGUCUACCUUGCGCACUUCUCCUUCGGGGCACUGACCAGCAGCUCCGAGUUGUGGCGCUACGGAUUCUCUAUGUUCUGCCUCACCGUGGGUGUGAUGAUCAUGUUGGGAUGCGUCUUCUUCUCAUCACGCUACGUGCAGCGCGUGGUCCUACUUCGUGGCGGCCGGGCACUCACGUUCCGCACCGCGGCGCCACGUUUAGGACCGCUGGGGCCUGCGCGUGCCUUCGAGGUGGCAGUGGACUCUGUAUCAUGCCCCAUCGCCGUCUCCAGCGCCACUGCAGUCCUGCCUGUGCGCGUGCGUGGACGUCGAUUCUAUUACCUCAUCGAUAAACAUGGCUCCGUGCCAAACCGGUCACUCUUUGAUGCCACUCUUGGCACAUUCCGCCAUUUCUGAUGGCCGCCCUGGCAAGGGAUAAGUGUGGCGAGUUUUACGAGAGGAAGCAAUGACACCCGAUUGGAGAAUCAGCACUGGGUCGAACUCGUCCGAAUCCUUUCUGUCGGCCUCAUCCUAACUCUCAAGUUCUAAUCAUAAUUUUAGAUAUAAUCCUAACUUAUCCUAUCCCUAGUGCUGACCUAACUCGUACUCUAAAACAUUCUCUAGCUCAGGGCUUUUCAAACUUAAGUCCUCGCAUCCUCCCAAAGUAUACCUUUACAUGUUUACCAGUCUUCCCUGUUCACAAAGAAAUCAAUUUUACACACUUCAUAUGCCUGAUUAGUAAACACAUCUCAUGAAACGUGGAGUACUGAUUCAUAUUCAGAUAUUGUUUGUGUUUGUCCUUUGUGAAGUAAAUACAGGACUGCUAAUGCAAGACAAAGCACUUGCACCAUAUAUUGACUUGAUCGGAGAAAACUGGUAAAGAUGGGGCAUAAAAAAACGAGUUCAGAAAACUGCCCAGACUCUAAACCUUGUAUCCUCUUUAACCAAAGCACUAAUCUUAACCCUAACAUAUAGCUUUAACUUAAUCAUAUUCUGAAACACUCAACCUAAAAAUACAACUAAUUAUUAAUUUCUAGAUGUUUAUCUAAGGCUCCCAGAAAGAAGCUUGAAGAUGCUACCGAGGAAGUAAACUUGCGUAAAAGGUUGACAUUGGAAGAGUGCCACAAUGGCACCAGAGUGCUGUCAUUGCGCGUGUCGUCACCAGGAUACUGAUGUUCGUGAUUAUAUUACAACAAACCUCUGGAAAAAUGUUUUUCCUGAUAUCACCCAACAAUUGCAGUGGAAGGUUGUUUAAUUAACAGGGUUACUGGAAAAUAGGUAAAAAAGUAUAAAAGCGUUAACAUUUCUAAUAGGGUGCACAGAUACAACUAUUGAAAACAGAUAUUGAAAAACAGGAUAGAUUGAAAAAUAUUGCUGACUCAAAUAAAGCAGAAGAUAGUCAAUUUAAGAGGUGAAAGUUACAGUCGUGUUUCUGAGUGCCUCCUGUCUCGCCAUAUCUUGAAUGCCAGGUUGCGAGUGGCGCUGAGACAACAGCUAGCAAGAGGAUGAGAGGAGCGCCAUGUUGCUAAGGCGACCGAGUCACUUGGUGAAUACCGCAAACACGUAAUAGGCAAAGCAUGUAAUAGGGGAGCAUCCCAGCGAACAAUGUCAAUCCUACACCAAAAAAUGUGACAAAGUAUCCCAAGGAAGACCUGCAAAAACCUUAAGACUCGGUUGGAGGUUUUCCUGUUUAAUAAUAUUAAUAAGAAAGUGAAGUAUUGUUGCACUGAUGCAAGUUUUGCUGUCAAACGCUUUACACAACUGAAGUUUGUUUUAUUUUUAAUUAUUGUAAUAUAAGGGCAUUUGGGGCGUUCUUCCACGUCUCCAAAAUAUGGGAAAUAUGUUUAAAAAAGCAACGUCGUUUAAUAUAGUUUUUCUUCAAAUUA